GAUAAGAACAAGAAAGCGAAGAAGGCUGCCGGCUCCACGGGUUUCUCGUACGUGUCGUUCCCGGAGAUUGACAGCAUCAUGCCAGCGACCAAGUUUCGACCAUCGUCAAAGCCUAUCCCUGACGAAAAGCUUGAUGCGCUGCAUAGAUACUUUCCUAUCUUGAUCAAGGCUUUUGGAGAUAUCAUUACUGGAAAGCGACUGCACUUCAUCGUGCCCGUGCUUGCAAGUGUCUGUGCGCUGUUCGAUGGAGGCGUCCAAAUCCUGGCCGAAGAAACCGUGAUUGGGAAACGUGUUCACGGAGACGGAGCCUUUGAGUUCGUGCUUAAGCGCGGCGAGAAACGAGUUUGCAUUGUGGAAGCGAAACGUGACGAUAUCCAGCAGGGUCUUGCUCAAGCUUACUUGGGAAGUGAAGCACUUGCGGAUGUAGAAGGACUGCCGAAAGUGUACAGCAUUGUCACGAACUUCUUGGAAUGGGUCUUCUCGAGAAGUCUGGAUGAAAAAAUUGAGCGUGCGACACCCGUGAUGAUGGUGAUGGAGAAUGACGUUCCUGCACCUGAAUCAGUGAAGCAGAUUGCGGGCAUGAUUUACUCCAUCCUGUCGGAAGAC
Phytophthora sojae is the source of this 606-nucleotide messenger RNA. RefSeq lists its product as hypothetical. The annotation marks the transcript as partial. Lineage: Eukaryota; Oomycota; Peronosporomycetes; Peronosporales; Peronosporaceae. The transcript has a single exon. The record is from RefSeq and is a predicted model, not a curated record.